Messenger RNA from Spea bombifrons (plains spadefoot toad), 1503 nucleotides. Its product is annotated as mitochondrial ubiquitin ligase activator of nfkb 1-A-like. The record is from RefSeq and is a predicted model, not a curated record. Gene Ontology annotation, biological process: protein ubiquitination; organelle organization. The coding region runs from base 139 to 1164 and encodes 341 amino acids. Gene Ontology annotation, molecular function: ubiquitin-protein transferase activity. The transcript is spliced from 4 exons. NCBI's taxonomy places the organism in Eukaryota, Metazoa, Chordata, Amphibia, Anura, Pelobatidae.
CGGGAGAUGUAGUUUUGUAACAUACCCUCUUUAGAGUUCACCUCUAGAAGUGACAUAGGGCGUUGGAGUUACGUCCAUGGGGCGGCUGCGCCUGUGAAGUAUGUUUGAAUCCUGAGUUACCCGCACUUCCCGAGCAGCAUGGAGCUGUUUGCCCUAGAUACCGUGUGUGUGGGCUCCGGUCUGGCUCUGACGGGUCUCUUCUACUAUCUGUACCGAAGGCAGCUGGCCACAGUGAGCCGUAUCCAGGAUGCUCACAAACUGCAGGUUGAUGGCAACCUAAGAAGUAAACUUGAGUCCGCUCCGGAUCAAGAACUCGGCUAUGUGGCACUGGAGGGUGUGGUAGAAGCUGUGGAUACUGCACUCCACAGUCAGAAUUAUCCACAUUUCCAAGCUGUAAUCCAGAGACACCAGGUGAUUGAGCACCGACUAUUGUGGAACAGCCUGACAAGGAGCUGGAAUGAGUGUGAACGUGUGCUAUACAAGAAUGUAAACUCCGUCCCUUUCCACCUCUGUCCACUAGAGGGAGCAGGAGAGUCAGUACUAGUAUGCAGUCCUUUAAAUGCAUCUGGUCUGGUCUUAGAAACCAUUCAUGAACAAUUCCAAGCUUCAUCCCCUGGCCUUGGAGAGCUGCUGGGGCAUUACUUCACUGGGGAAAAGCCUACUGGUUUGUUGGAGACAGAAGAGGUCUUACCUGUAGGGGCAAUUCUGACAGGACUAGGACAGCUAUCACUGGAUAAAGAGGGAGUGAUGAUGCUAUGUCCUCCUGAGAACGGUUCUAAAUAUUUUCUCUCUCUUGCUGGAUAUGAUGAGAUAUUGCAACAGCAGGAGUCUUUAGCCUACUUUUGGAGGAGUGCAGCAAUCUUUUGUGGGGCUCUGGGUGCUGCAUUUCUUUGUUUCAGUUUGUAUCGGGUAUAUCGCAGACAUAAGGAGAAGCAGGAGAGGGAAUCAAGCUGGCAGAAUACACUUGAUGAGGAACAGUUACCUGACCAGGAGUCGACAUCAGACAGAACAUGUGUGGUCUGUAUUUCUCAGCCACGUGAAUGUGUUUUUCUGCCCUGUGGACACGUAUGCUGCUGCUUCACGUGUUACCAGUCAUUACCCACCCACACGUGCCCCAUUUGCAGGUGCAACAUUGAAAGAGUAGUUCCUCUUUACCAAGUCUGAAUACCAUGCUCUCUGCAUGCACCACUGGCCUGGGACUCAGGGUUUCUUCUUUUUAUGUGACCACAAGAAUCAAAAGGACAGCAUAAGCAAUUGCAUCAUUCAUUUGUUCGCUGACAGUAAAAACGGACUGUGUAUUGGGUACCUGUGUUCCUUGAUAAAUACCAACCACAAACUACUUUUUUAUAUUUUUUUCUACUAACCUUGAAUAAGUGGACAUUAUUACACAACUUAACAUACAAAGACUUUACAUAUCAUAAGUACAUUUUCUCUAUGUAAGUGAUUACAGGCUAUACUUAAUACCAAUAUUACACAACUAAUUGAAUAAAUCACUCAAAAAUA